AUGGGUUUUGAGAAACAAAGGCAGAAACUGAAGACGUCCCAACCGAAAUGGGGGGACCAAUUUCCUGCUCGCGAUCGCAGGCCCGGCGAUCAGUCAGUGAUCGCGGAGGCACGUGACAACCCUACCUUCCACUCUCCCACCCUCACCGCCUCCUACGACGCUCGCGUUGCCAAGCUAGACGCGCUCAUUACUCGGAACGGCAUGCACGCCGAAAGCACCAUACAACCACGAAGCACUUUUCUGUCUACUAAGGGUUUGACCAUCGACAGUCUUCUCAAAAAAAGCAAAAGUUUCCAUCACAUCAAGCGCGUUCCCGCUUCGUCAAGGUCUUUGGCGAAAUCGAUCGAGCAGUAUGAAGCAAACGGCAAACCUUUAGUCAUUGAGGGAUGGCAUAACCACAAAAGUUGGGCAAAAUUUACGCUUGAUGGCUUCUGUGAAGCGUCAGGAGAAGAUAUUUCUGUUAGAAACAUUCACGACCGGUCCGACAGAAAGAUCUCACUAUCCGAUUUCAUAACCAAGUCACGUACAACGCCUCAGUUCGCAACUCCAAAAGAAACAGAAAGGCUGUAUUGGAAAGACGCUGAAUGUCCACCAGCGUGGAAGGAAUGGCUGCAAGAUGGCGAUACUAUCCCAGCGCAUUUACUUGUCGAUGGACCGGGCGAUGUAUUUCGUUAUCGACCAAAAACAGAACUUGUGGAAACACUGAUGUGCUACGUCGGAGUGGGUGAUACCUUUACGCCCUGCCACAAAGACCUCUGUGGAUCCUCUGGUCAGAAUUUAAUGUGCUACACGGAAAACGACGGGUCUUCCUUCUGGUUUAUGACAGAAAGUUCAAGUGCUCCUCAAGUAGCUGAUUACUUUCAGAGCUUGAGGCAAGAAAUUGACCACGAGUCUCAUGUUAUCACGAUCGACGAGUUGAGCAAGGCUCCAUUCAAAGUUUACAUCACGGAGCAGAAACUCGGAGACCUGGUUUUAGUUCCCCCCAGAAGCUGUCACCAGGUUGUCAAUUCUGGCGGGAUUACAAUCAAGACAUCGUGGUCAAGAAUGACUUGGAAGGGUUUGUCAACCGCAUAUUACCAUGAACUCCCAAUCUAUCGGAGGGUUUGCCGAUCUGAAACUUAUCGUGUCAAGAGUACCAUCUAUUACACCCUGCUGGGAUUGACCAGAGAGCUCAAUGACUUGCUUGAUCGCAGAAAAUCUCCCAAGUCAUCUAGCACAUCAGGUUCAAUGUCUCGGAGUACGAUCCCAACAACGCCGGGAUAUCCUACUCUUGAGUCCCAACAUGAACCUCUUGGCGCGUCUGAUCCUGGACAUUCGGUGGUAGACCAAUUAAUCGGCAAACUUUCCGAAACACUUUCCCUGUAUGACGCCAUCAUUAGCGACGAAUACUCCCCUCUUUCGUCGAGUACUGACCUAACCGCCCACGAGCGGACCACAUGCGAUUUCUGUGGCGCGGACGUUUUUCAAAGUUUUUUUGAGUGCCGCAAGUGCACAGCUGGCCAGUCUGAAUCGAGUGAUCAUGGUAGCUAUGUUGUCUGUGCAGGAUGCUACGUGGAGGGUCGAAGCUGCAAAUGUUUGAUCAUGGAGCCCAUGCAGUGUCGUCCGUUUGAUGAUCUCUUGAGCGUUCGCAGGCAAACAAUCAAAGUUUUACAGGCUGGAGGCUUACAGAAAGUUGAAUUGGAACCCAACUUUCUCGAAGAUUGUCGCUCGGGAACGUUCCGUGCCGCCCGUCUUCUGCUUAAGAGACGUAAACAUAGCGUGACGAAGACCACGAAAGUCUGCACCAUCGCGAGGGUCCACGAAGACUCGCACACUCUUCCGUUUGCCUCUACGUUGUCAUGCAGAGGAUGCCAUUCCGCAAAAUGCUUCUCGCACAUCCUGGUCGACCAAAGAAUGCAUUCCGCAGAAGCACUACUUUUUCAUGAGUUUGAUGAGACUCAAACUCGGGGUUCCUAUCACCAACGUCACCUGAAUGGAAAGAAAAGAUUCGAGGACGGGAUUUCAAGCCUUCAAACUAAGCAAAAGAAUGGAUUAUGUCCGAAUCUCCAACUCCAAUGCGUGGACAUGGCACUCAAGUAUGGUGCUUGUAGGCCCAUUGCUCCUACCUUUAUGAGUCCCGGUUGGUAUGACACCGUUGUUCAUGUUCCCAGGGCCAUCGAGCACCCAGGAUUUCCUCAAGCUGAUGAACAUCCAGAGAAAUUUUCUGCACCCACACCAAUCAUUCAGCCAGCUUCCAAGUCUUCAACGCAUAACAAAUUUAGUUCUACUUUUCCUCCGGAAAUGGGACGUAGGCCAAACCUUGCUUUUGUGUUGGUCCCACCGGCAUCAUACACCAUCUCUGGGCCAUUGCAUUUCUCAAGCAUUACCAACGCGGCUCCUCAGAUUUCUGACGCGGCUCCUCAGACUUCUAACGCGGCUUCUGCUAUCCAGAAAGAAGGGACGGUCCACCCACUCGACCCCGCCGAAGCCUCCCCACUUAGUGACUCUCCUAAAAGAAAGGGUAAGCGAAAAGCGGAUGACGAAGAUUUUUAUCGUUCUCCAUCCACUGCCCCUGCCAAAAUUAGGAGGAAACGCAGCGUCACGAGUGGCAAUGCAAACAUAGCAACAGGGCACUCUCCCAUAACGGCAGUAACAGACGUGAACUCGACAAUUGAUAGCCCCCUUUCUGAUUGCGAUCUUCGUUCUUGUGCGGAUGUUCAAAUAUUGGAUUCUCAAAUUACUUCUGCACCUAGUAACAGCAAAGGUUCACGGAAGAAAGCAGUACCCCGUGAAACAGCACCAAGGAAGCCUUUAACUCGUUCGGCUACGACUGUCAAGAAGAAGCUUCUUCGACCUCAUGGGGAUCGACAUUUCCCAUCUCAGUUGGCUGACGCCAUGAACUCUGCCAACUCAGGCAACGCGCAGCCGUUAGCAAAAUUUCAGCCUUCGCAUAGUUCAGCAAACGAUUCAACUUCAUCUCCAGGAACCUCUUCACGCCCGAAGCGAGUUAAAGGCAAACGAAUGAUGAUGGAGGUGGAGUCGUCGCCGGAGCCUCUGGAAACACGUACAUCCGAUGUCGCGGAGAACCAACCCACCUCUCAAACGGCGUCAUAUUUCCACCCCGAAGGAGGCGAAUCGGAUGAGGCAUCGAAAAUUCUGACAUCCACGGCUGUGCACGGUGGUGGAAAGAUCAGUACGCAGCAGCAACCUGACAGAUUAGUAGCUCUUGAAAGCCCUCCAUCAGAGGCUGUCCACCCACCAUUAACUUUCCAGCAGCAGCCAGGUUUGCAUACGGUAUUUCAGCUCUCAGAAGAUCAGGGUGGUUCCUCAGCGAACGCAAGCAACGUUCGCAAAUUAGUCGGGCCAGCGACCCCUGUGCACCCUGCGCCUAUAUCAAAUCAGCCCACUCAGCAUGACUCUUCCGGUCUCGUCAACAUGUUGGGCGUAGUGUUACAAGCCAUCGGCGGCGCGUUUGUGUCUAUGCAACUUGAGGACUGUUUCCCAUUAUCCACCUCCCAGCGGUCCCAGAUUCAAUGCAGGUCAGGUCCAAAUACCUUUUACCACCUACCCAACUGGAAACGUCCAAAGUAUUCUUAUCCUGGACUGGACUCGCCUUCAAGAAGACCGAGACAAUCUUCAGAGGAGUAUGGGGCUCGCCGCGAGCUUCAACGUCAGAGAUGGGACAGGGAACCAGAUCCAACGAGUUUAGAAAGCAUGACGCAAAUUCAGCCACACCCAUCCAUCAGGGGUUAUCCUCGUCAUAAUCCUAUGCUUGAGAGUUAUCCAAGAUACGACCUGCGCCCCAUUCCAUCACAGUAUAAGAGGCAGCCCGACGCGAGAUAUAUCCAGCCACACCACGCUCGUGGCCAUCACUCAAAUAACCGUGUGGCUGGAGGUCGUGCACGGCGUAAAACUCAGCCAGCACCAGGGUUUCAGGCUGGGAAUCCAAUGGUGUGGCAACGUCGUUGCGUCUCUGAAAGCGGAGCUCCAAGCUCAGCUUCAAUGAACGAUUUAGUGCGAAGCAUUCCAUCUACCAUGUCGUUGCAGAAUCAGUCCGAGAGAGGUGAUCGCACUCCCAAUGCAAAUUCUUGCGGCACAGCGUCUUUUGAGGAUACGGAAAUCAGAAGUGGUAUAGAGGAACUGCGCGAGCCCUCUCCUCAUCGUUCGGAGGUGGAGGAUCCACAAAUAUGGGAGGACGACUAUGCAAAGGCGGAUGAGGUACAGCAACCAAUGAACAUGCCAGAUGGUGGGGUGGCAAACAUAGAUGGGGCCUCGAGCGCAUCUCCGAACGGGAAACCGUCGUCCCCCCGCACGCAAUCUCGAGCACAAACUCCAUCAGACCUUACGUUCAACGCCUGGGCCUAAGACGUUGAUCACACAUUAUCAUCAUGCAUUUCUACCUCGAGGAAUCGUAUUCAAUGUAUUAUAUUAUAUUAGUAUCUAUGCAACAUACUCUUGUGGAUCUUUCACCUUUUACUACUUGCUCGCAGUAAUUCUUGCCCACAACCGAGAUAAAAAUAUAUUCCAAAAUC
This is a messenger RNA of Laccaria bicolor S238N-H82, 4511 nucleotides long. RefSeq lists its product as uncharacterized. The record is from RefSeq and is a predicted model, not a curated record. Lineage: Eukaryota; Fungi; Basidiomycota; Agaricomycetes; Agaricales; Hydnangiaceae. The coding region runs from base 1 to 4344 and encodes 1447 amino acids. The transcript has 11 exons.